Messenger RNA from Morone saxatilis (striped sea-bass), 892 nucleotides. It is a transcript of the gene ift27, whose product is annotated as intraflagellar transport 27 homolog (Chlamydomonas). NCBI's taxonomy places the organism in Eukaryota, Metazoa, Chordata, Actinopteri, Moronidae. Gene Ontology annotation, molecular function: GTPase activity; GTP binding. The record is from RefSeq and is a predicted model, not a curated record. Gene Ontology annotation, cellular component: Golgi apparatus.
UGCUAAGAGACGCGUUGUGUCCAUGUUGCCGAGGUGCAAGUAGGAAGACAGCUAAAAAAAAAAAAAAAACAGAAAGUAGAGCUUCAUUUAGCGCCAUUAAUGAAACGAGAGGUUUUAUUUACAGUGUCUGGAAGUUAUCCACGCUAAUGGUGAAGCUGAGGGCGAGGUGUCUGCUUGUCGGAGAUGCUGCAGUGGGGAAAACUGCUCUUUCCCAUAUGUUUCACAGCGAUGGUACUCUCUUCCAGAAGAACUACAGCAUGACAACCGGAGUGGAGCUGCUAAUGAAAUGUGUGAACAUCCCAGAGACCAACAACAGUGUGGAGCUCUACAUCAUAGACUCUGCAGGGAAGCAGACAUUAGUGGAAGCCUGCGAAAAAAUGUGGGGGGAGCUGUCCUUGCUGUGCCUGGUUUUUGACCUGACCAGUGAGCAGUCUUUCGCCAACUGCAGCCAUUGGAUGGAGAGAGUUCAUGCUCACUGCCAUGGUCUCCUCAUUCCAGGUGUCCUGGUGGGAAACAAAUCAGACCUGUCUGCCAGAAGGGAGGUCCAGGCAUCCGUGGCCCAGGAAUGGGCCCAAACCCAGGGGUUGGAGUACUACGAGACAUCGGCUCCUCGGUUUAGCCCGAGCCUUCCACUCUCUCUACCAAGAACGUCGCGAGACCAUCCAGAACCUGAGUCCAGCCUAGACCCCCUCCCCAGUCAGACACACACACACCUUGACUUUUUACUCAUUGGAUAAUAGACACAGUUUUUUUUAAUUUAGAGGAUUUAAUAAGCUUUAUGGAUAAUACAUGUAAGGCUGUGAGGCAAUAAAAAAAACAACCCUGUUUUCUGUUGGCUUGUUCAGGGUGAUAUUUGGAUAUGACUGUGAAUAAAGUUGAUUUUCUGUGAUAA